Molecule: messenger RNA, 636 nt
Organism: Penicillium taxi
Lineage: Eukaryota; Fungi; Ascomycota; Eurotiomycetes; Eurotiales; Aspergillaceae
Exons: 1
Coding region: 1-636 (211 amino acids)
Source: RefSeq, a predicted model, not a curated record
AUGUCAUUGCUAACGAUGCUCUGCGGGUGCCUCACCCGCGGGGAGGAUACCCAACUGCCCUCUGAACCCAAGACACCAGGAGUGAAUUCUCAGAAUCACACUCGCCACGGUAUUCACACAGGCCAGUUCAUUCUCUCAGCUGAGGGCGGAUUCACCCGAGCCUCAACUCCGAAUCUGACGGGUUUGCACGGACCCCCGCCCGAUGGCUCGGACGAUGGGGGCUAUGCAAGUGUGGUCCCGCUUCCGCAGUACACUCCGCGCCCGAUGAGCAUCAACGAAAAGACGCUUGAGUCACACCUACGCGAUCCCCCAAUAUCGUCAGAGACUGGCUUCCAAUAUGAGAAGGAUAUCUAUGAUGGAGAUGAUACAUCAGACAAUUCUUCCGAUAUCUCUUACCCGAGUAGUUAUGGUAAUACUUCUACUGCAACCAGGGAAACUCCACCGCCUGCUUACUCUCCACGUCAAUCGUCUGUGUUUACUCGUUCUCGAUCAAUCUCUGUGUCUUCCUCUAUGGUAGUUCCAAUCAAUACCCUGCCUUUGGCUCGGGUGCAUGAUGGGCGAACGUCGGCACCACAUUCAGAGGCGGAUGAUCAAUCUAUUCGUCGUCACCGAAGGACCUCAUGGGAGAGCAGGUGA